Molecule: messenger RNA, 3543 nt
Organism: Alnus glutinosa
Lineage: Eukaryota; Viridiplantae; Streptophyta; Magnoliopsida; Fagales; Betulaceae
Product: DExH-box ATP-dependent RNA helicase DExH8
Exons: 14
Coding region: 186-3230 (1014 amino acids)
Biological process (GO): maturation of SSU-rRNA from tricistronic rRNA transcript (SSU-rRNA, 5.8S rRNA, LSU-rRNA)
Cellular component (GO): nucleolus; intracellular anatomical structure
Molecular function (GO): ATP binding; RNA binding; metal ion binding
Source: RefSeq, a predicted model, not a curated record
CUCACGUAAACCCAAACCCCUCCGAUCACCGCCUCGUGACUUCAUGAGCUCAGGCCGGAGAGACCUGGGACCGUAAGAGGCGGAGACUUGUAAAAGCGAAAGCACAGUCAUUCUACAUUUCAACUUCCUUUCGCUUUAUUCUCUCUAAUAGCAUAGCGAGAGAAAGAGAGAUUGCAUUUGUGGCAAUGGCGUCUCCGACUUCGUCGUGUAACUCGUCGCAUUCGACUCCGUUUUCGUCCUCCAAAUUCUCGUCUCUUCCGGUAAUGGCGAUGAGGGAGAAAAUCGUCGAGAAAAUCCUCGAAAAUCGCGUCACUCUCAUCGUCGGCGAGACUGGCUGUGGAAAGAGCUCACAAGUUCCACAGUUUCUUCUGGAGGACGGCAUGGAACCCAUACUAUGUACACAACCUAGGAGAUUUGCUGUUGUAGCUGUUGCUAAAAUGGUUGCAAAAGCGCGCAGCUGUGAAGUAGGAGGAGAAGUUGGAUAUCACAUAGGUCAUUCAAGGCACCUAUCGGAAAGAUCUAGGAUUGUUUUCAAAACUGCUGGAGUUUUGUUGGAUGAAUUGCAAGAGAAGGGGAUGAAUGCACUUAAGUACAAGGCUGUUAUUCUUGAUGAAGUACAUGAAAGAUCAGUAGAAUCUGAUCUUGUGCUUGUCUCUCUGAAGCAGUUUCUGUUGAAGAACAAUGACCUGAGGGUGGUUUUGAUGUCUGCUACUGCAGAUAUUUCAAGAUACAAAGAUUACUUCAAGGAUCUUGGCAGGGGGGAACGAGUUGAAGUGCUUGCAAUCCCUAGCUCCAAUGAUAAAACCGUAUUUCAACGAAGUGUUUCAUAUCUUGAACAGAUAACUGAAUUUCUCGGAAUAAGUUCAGAUUUACCAUCUUAUUGUUCUGGUCCUAGCCCUUCCAUGGCUAGUGCUGAUAUUAAGCCUGAUGUGCACAAACUUAUUCAUAAUUUGGUGUUGCAUAUCCAUGAGAAUGAGCCAGACAUUGAAAAGGGCAUUCUGGUUUUCCUUCCAACAUACCGUUCACUGGUGAAGCAAUGGAACCUUCUGAAGUCGCUUAGUUCAUAUUUCAAAGUUCACAUUUUACAUAGCAGUGUUGACACUGAAGAAGCUCUUAAGGCUAUGAAGAUCUCGAGGUCCCAUCGUAAGGUAAUAUUGGCUACGAAUAUUGCGGAGUCAUCUGUGACAAUUCCUAAGGUGGCAUUUGUUAUCGAUUCAUGCCGAUCCUUACAAGUGUUUUGGGACAAGAACCGAAAAAAGGAAUCUACAGAGCUUGUUUGGGUUUCCAAAUCUCAGGCUGAGCAGCGUAGAGGAAGAACUGGUCGAACUUGUGAUGGCCAGGUAUAUCGGUUGGUGACGAGAUCAUUUUUCAGCCAGCUUGAGGAUCACGAGCACCCAUCUAUACUGAAGUUGUCAUUGAGGCAGCAAGUGCUUAUGAUCUGCUGUGCCGAAUCUAAAGCCAUUAAUGAUCCCAAGGCCUUGCUGCAGAAGGCUCUGGAUCCACCAGAUCUUGGAGUUGUUGAAGAUGCAUUGAGUUUGCUUGUUGACAUGCAUGCAUUGGAUAAGACGUCUCCAAGAGGCCGAUAUGAGCCUACAUUUUAUGGACGAUUGCUUGCCUGUUUCUCAUUGUCUUUUGAUGCUUCUGUGCUAAUACUCAAGUUUGGAGACAUUGGAAUGCUGCGUCAAGGCAUUGUGCUGGGUAUAUUGAGGGAUACACAACCUCUACCCAUUCUUCAUCCUUUCGGAGACGAAGAUUUGUUUACCAAGUAUAUCGACUGCUACUUUUGUGGAGAUAACAAUACUGUCCUAACUGGACGAAAGGAGGUGGAAUAUAUGGGAAACUUAUGUGCAUUUCAGUUUUGGCAACGCGUUUUCAAGGAUAAGCAACGUCUCGAACAUUUGAAGCAAGUUCUGAAGUUCAAUGAGAUGAAAGCUACCACAGCGCUGCUGCCCCAGAUUGAAGAAGAAUGGUGCUCUUUCCAUAAUCUUGUGCAGUCUUCAUUACAUCACGUCUCUGAAAUAUAUGAAGAUGUAUUAAGUUCAGUGCAUCGUUUUCGGCCCAAAUUUCUGGCUACAUCCAAUGGCCUACCAUCCUACUACGAUCCUUAUGAAUUUGAACAUACAUGCCUUCUCAAUUGUCAGCCUGAUGGAGAUAGAAAUGCGCACACUGUGGAAGAUGAGCACCUUGAGCCAUCUAGUGGAAUAAGGAAAUGUCUUGCUGUACCAUUUGUUGCUUCCAAUCACUUUCAAACCAAUGACGCGGUUGAAAAGUUAGCAACUGCUACCAAAGAGAUAAGAGUUAUGUACACAGAAGACAAAUCUGGAGAUCAGCAGAAAUUUUUUGAUGAUGGCAGUUCUCAUGUCAAUGGGGAGGCUCCUCUCUGUGUAUAUUUUAUUAAUGGGUCCUGCAACAGGGGCAGUCAAUGCUCGUUUUCUCAUUCACUAAAAGCGAAUAAAUCAAGUUGCAAAUUCUUCUUUUCUUUCCAGGGUUGUCGAAAUGGAGAUUCAUGUUUCUUUUCUCAUGAUCUGGGUCCAUCAGUAUCUUCUAGCUCAACUUUAUGUCUGCCAGAAGAUGCUAAUGCAAAUGCUGGAUCCCUUCUGCGACUGUUCCCCACAUCUCCACAUGGACGCAUUCUUGUGUUGGAUGACAUGGCCUUACAUUUCUCCUCAAAUCUUGCUCGCCACUGUGCUCCAUCCAAGAUAAUUUCCACAACAUGUUUGUCCGAUACCUCAAUCAGUGACCCAUCCUUAUCAGGUGUCAGAAUUUUGUGGGGCAUCCAUAACCCUUACCAGAUCAUCAUUAAAGAAGGGGAGAGCCCAAUCCCGUGGAAUGAAGUUAAGUGUGUGCUAUGGUUUCCUAACUUUGAUACUUGUGAAAAUUUGGAUGGGCAAAAAAUUCUUUUGCAGAAUUUCUUUCAACAUCUGGCUAUCCGUAUAUUGGCUGAUGCCCUGUAUGAAGUGCAAAUUAUCCUUACCAUGAACAGUAUCCGAUUUUCACAACUAAAGGUCGAAAAGUUGGGCGGUGAUUGCUUCUUUUUUCUUACCGAGUCAUUUCCAUUCGACGAAACAAGCUUUGGGAAGUUGUCGGACUCAGUAACCACGAAGAAGCCAAUGUUGGCAUCGAGGCCCAUCUCGUAUGUUUUUGAUCUGCACCCACCUUCUGACAUUCAGUUUGGUGAUUAUGCGGUGACACUCCACAAACAUCUGCAUGGUACCCAGAGAGACUUUUAGAGGAUUUCCUGAGGGUGCCUGCAUAAGGUUCUCGGGUUAUAUUUAGGAACAAGAUUGUGUAUAUGUUGGUUGUAAAGUUAUUAGCCUUGGGCAUUGUGUAGUUAUACCAGGAUAAUGACAUAUUCUAGCCAAGUCUCAUUUGGUGAUGCACUGUUAAGUUUAAUAAUGUUGGUAUUUUGAUUUAAGGAUCCCAUGUUAGUUUCAGUUAGGUGGUUUGUUAUAACUGGUAUAAAUUUUUUGAGGCAGCCGAUGAAACUAAUCCAUUCUGUAGAAUCUAUUUAUGCUGCCCCCGAAAGAGGUGGUGUUAUUGAAA